AUGGCGUCUGAGCAGUGGUUCAAGCUUAUACAAGAUGCUAAAAAAACGGCAAUUAUUCAGGAUGGAAAAAGAAAAGUCCACUUUCUGUUUGAAGAUGGAAAAGAGAUGGUCGAGGAAUAUCACUUAGAAACAAAUGUCAUAGUCCGACGAGCAUGGAGAGAGAAAGGAAAGCUUGGACAAGAUGUUGGGUGGGUUGUUGAAGUUGGUGAUCCAGAGCCAAGACCGCAAGAUAAUCUGGAGAUAUCUGGCAUCAGGGAAAGCUCAAAUGCGCCAUUUAUAUCCAGAAGGAUAACAAAGGUCUCCCUUGAGUGGAGAAUAAGAAAUUUGCCUUAUCCAAAAGAUGUAUAUUCAGUAACUGCAGAAAAUGACGGAACAAUUACUGUGCGAACGAGUAACAAAAAGUAUUUUAAAAAACUGAGUAUUCCAGACUUGGAACGAGCUGGGCUAAAGCCAGAAGCUGAUAGAAUCACUUUUACUCAUCAAUUCAACACAUUGAUCAUAACGUACAAGAAACCACCUUUGCUUAUUGACCUGGAGAAAAAAGUUCUCCAAGAAGUUCUACAAUUGAAAACCAGAAAAGAGGGAGAAGUGCAAUGUCCGACAAGCUAA
Molecule: messenger RNA, 609 nt
Organism: Athalia rosae (coleseed sawfly)
Lineage: Eukaryota; Metazoa; Arthropoda; Insecta; Hymenoptera; Athaliidae
Product: protein DPCD
Exons: 4
Coding region: 1-609 (202 amino acids)
Source: RefSeq, a predicted model, not a curated record